Bacillus rossius redtenbacheri is the source of this 1067-nucleotide messenger RNA. RefSeq lists its product as uncharacterized. The record is from RefSeq and is a predicted model, not a curated record. Bases 11 to 811 code for a protein of 266 amino acids. Lineage: Eukaryota; Metazoa; Arthropoda; Insecta; Phasmatodea; Bacillidae. The transcript is spliced from 10 exons.
UCACACGAUCAUGAAGACCGCUGCUAUAACCCUGUUGUCCGCCCUGCUGGUGGUGUCGUUUCACGAAGGUUUGAGCAGCCUUGUGGGACGACAUGAGCUGAGGAAAAGAGAGGUUGAUUGCUCUGUAGGACCAGAUAUAGGAGGACCACAUGACACCGACAGAUGCUGCACCAAGGCGAUUGGCCUGAUCGACGGUGUUUACGGUGAAAAUGAAGAACCUGAGGCGCACCACUCGCCGACUGAGAACUCCACUUGGGACGUGGUAGCCCACGGACCUUCAGAACUCGGUGAACAUGAAGAAUGGAUCAGGUGCCUCGUCGAAGAGAAGUUGCAAAACGUAUCUUUAUUGUCAGACGGCAGACUCAACGAAACUGCUCUCACGGAGCGCAUAGCCGAGCUUCUGACGCCCAACGCCACCGCCUGGACUCACGAGAAGGUCCAUGAGAUAGUCAGCGGCUGCGUGGCGACAGCAGAACAAGGAAUUUCUGGAGUUACCACGAACUGCAGCUCUGGCGCUGCAGAGUGGAUAAUGUGUCUGAAUCGCAAGAUUAUUGUGGAGUGCCCGAGCGAUUACUGGGAACAGAGUGACCAGUGCAACAGCCUGAAGGGCUACUACGUUGCGUGUCCCAGCGACCCGUCGCUGACUUCGCUGUUGGCCAUGCAUAGUCCCACGCAGGGCGUUCAAAUGUACGGCUUCUGGGACAAAGUCAAGAAAGGACUAAAAGAAACCUUGAAAAAAGUCGCGAAAGAAGCCGCGAAGGAAGCCGGGAAGCAAGUACUCAAAGAAGUUUUGAAGAAAAAAAACCAGUAAACUAAGAAGGUCUACGGCGCCCGAGAGGCGUCUACGGCGGACAGAAUCUACCUCCGAGCAGCCGGCGUACAAGACUACCACUGCAUGUCUCUCAUCCAACAUGUUAUACCCACUGGGACAAACGCUCAGAGCCGUGACUGCAAUCAACCCAACUGAGUGCAUCUUAUCCAACAUUUACAAGAGCCAUUACUUAGUUUGGAACUUGUGAAUUGCUACUUAUGUGCUAUAAAACCUAAUAAAAUUGUCUGUCAUUGCA